Molecule: messenger RNA, 617 nt
Organism: Pyrus x bretschneideri (Chinese white pear)
Lineage: Eukaryota; Viridiplantae; Streptophyta; Magnoliopsida; Rosales; Rosaceae
Product: protein LURP-one-related 7-like
Exons: 3
Coding region: 1-570 (189 amino acids)
Source: RefSeq, a predicted model, not a curated record
AUGGCUGACAUCAUUCCAGCUUCAGUCCCCGUUGAUCCCACGAGUUCACAAAUCCCGGUCGAUCUCUUUGUCUCCAAGAAACAUCCCGGCCUUCCACUUGGCGAAUUGGGUUUCCUUGAUUCCUCCGGCAGCACCGUUUACAAAGUCACCCAUCAAUCUCUGAAGACGACUUCUCACAGGCGCGUGUUGCUUGACGCCGCCGGAAAUCCUCUGUUUUCUUUGCGCCGUAAAGAUCAUGGAUGCUGGGAAGGAUACAAAGGGGGUGAUAGUGAGGAGAAAGACUUGAAAUUUAGAGUGAAUAGAACGAAAAAUAAGCUUACCAGAACCGAGUUGGAAGUGUUUCUAGCUGGUGAGGACUCAGCAGAUUCAGCCUGUGAUUUCAAAGUGAAGGGCUUUCCUUUCCAGAGAUCUUGCACCAUCUACAGAGGCAAUGAGGUAGUUGCUGAGACGAGUCUUAUGUACAAAUUGCACCAGCUUAUGCCAAAGAGGGGAAAAUUUCGAUUGACUAUAUUUCCUGGACCUGUGGAUCAUGCUUUGGUAGCAGCCUUGAUUGUAAUAUUUCUCGAUUGAUCCCGGAUUAUAAAAGAACUGGCAGUUAACGUUUUCAAAAUUCUCAA